CCUGCAAUAUCUCUCCGCUUUCAUGCAAGACUGGCCAACAGUCGGCAGCACGGCAAUAAUCUGCUUUUCUGUGACCUCAGACAAAGUCUCGUGAGCAUUCAAGGACUUAUGGAACUCAACGAAGGCAAAAAGGAGGGAGCUCCGGUGUCGAAACAAAUGAUGAAGUUUUGUUCAUCUAUCACGCUGGAAUCAAUUGUCCGGGUUGAAGGUGUCGUAUGUCCCGUCGAAAAGGAGGUCGAAGCGACUACCAUCAAGAAUUUCGAGGUUCACAUAAGCAAGAUGUGGACUGAAGUCAGUGUCAAUCCUCUCCCUAUUCAGAUUCCAGCAGCCUCUCAGCCCCCUCCCGAUGAAAAUGCCUCUGUGAUGAACCUCGAUACUCGACUGAACAAUCGUGUAAUUGAUCUACGUACAGCCACCAACCAAGCCCUAUUCCGCAUUCGUUCAGGAGUCAAACAUCUCUUCCGAGAGUACUUAGACGCUCGAGGUUUCGUGGAAUUCGAGACUCCCAAACUUCAAGGUGCAAUGACAGAAUCGGGCGCGAGUGUGUUCAGAGUGGAUUACUUCAAUAGACCCGCAUUUCUUGCUCAGUCACCACAGCUGGCGAAACAAAUGAUUGUGGCCGGAGACUUCGACAGGAUGUAUGAGAUUGGACCUGUCUUCAGAGCGGAAAACUCUUGGGGACCGCGACAUAUGACCGAGUUUACAGGAUUGGAUAUAGAGAUGGCGAUCGAGCAUCAUUACCACGAAGUAGUCUCCCUCCUCGAAGACAUGCUCUUGUUCAUCUUCCACGGUCUAAAUGAGAGGUAUGGAAAGCCGGGUGGCGAAAUCGAGUGGGUGAGAAAGCAAUGGCCAUCAGAGCCAUUUAUUGUACCCGAAAAGGCAGUCCGGUUACGAUUUUCCGAAGGCAUUAAGAUGCUUAAGGAAGCCGGGCGUGAGUUGGAUGAAUUGGAAGAUCUUAGUACGGAAGACGAAAAGACCUUGGGUAGAUUGGUUAAGGAAAGAUACAACACGGACUUCUUCGUUCUCGACAAAUUCCCUUCGAAGAUUCGACCAUUUUAUACAAUGCCAGAUCCUCAUGACGACGUAAGUGGCUUAGAUUGCUCCUCAUUACAGUGCACUGACACUAUUUCAUUGACAGAGCUUUUGAAACAUCGAAUGUCACUAGUCGACCCUCCAAUUGAUCCGAACAUCAUGAAAGAUUACGUCAAUGCCUUUGAGUAUGGCGCACCACCACAUGCUGGAGCAGGUCUCGGUAAGGAGCCAGUUUCCUAA
Acaulospora colombiana is the source of this 1272-nucleotide messenger RNA. Lineage: Eukaryota; Fungi; Glomeromycota; Glomeromycetes; Diversisporales; Acaulosporaceae. The record is from the annotation of a GenBank genome assembly.